This is a messenger RNA of Ictalurus furcatus (blue catfish), 878 nucleotides long. Its product is annotated as high affinity immunoglobulin alpha and immunoglobulin mu Fc receptor-like. Lineage: Eukaryota; Metazoa; Chordata; Actinopteri; Siluriformes; Ictaluridae. Bases 21 to 878 code for a protein of 285 amino acids. The record is from RefSeq and is a predicted model, not a curated record. The transcript has 7 exons.
UCGAGUUUCAUUUGUGCUCCAUGGAGAUGAAGAAGAAAUGUUUUAGCACCUCUUUCAUCCUGCUGACGGUGUCAGUCAUGGGUGCCAUGCUGAACGAUGAGGUCCAUGAGGUAGGAAUCGAAGACGGUGCUGCAGUCAUCAAGUGUCAUUACACUGCAUCAUAUCAACCUUAUACUAAAUAUUUCUGUAGAGGAAUUUAUGAAGACUGCAAGACUCUUAUAAAAUCUGACAGUCGGAAUCCCUGGACGUUUGAAGGAAGACUGUCUCUGUUUGACGACACUGAGAAAAGCAUGUUUGUGGUGAACAUCAAUAACCUGAGCUUAGGGGAUCAUGGAAAGUAUGGCUGUGGAGUCAACAUAACAGAACAAGACCUGUUUACUGUCAUCCAUCUGACUGUGAGAAAAGACUCCAGUUUCACUACUGAAGAAAGGCCCAUUUCAACAGUGACAAGCAGACAAGGAAAUGCAUCAGACAGCACAGGAAGUUCAUCUCAGCCCACGGUGUCUAUUUCACUUUCAGACACAACUUUGCCCAAUUCAACAGAGGACAUGGAUGUCCACCUCUAUGAGAAGACACAGCGCAGCGACCCUGCAGAAGAAAAUGCCUCAGAAACCUCAGACAGAAUGUCCGGUCCGAAUCCUUCUCCAGCAUUGAAGACAAUAUACACCACAGCAUCCAAUCACAUGCAAGAACCACACCUUAGUACCUCUUUAUCAACCAAUCAUGUGUACUGUAGUACCUUCGCUAUAGCGCCACAACAUCUUUUCUUCACUACACAACCCACCAGUUCUGCUCCGUCCUCCCUAACUGCUGGAGACUUUGACACCUUUUACGAUGAGAAGAUUGAAAACAAGUGCCAGACCUUCACUUCUACCUAA